AUGAACAAAAAACAACAGGAAAUCAAGAAAACGAAAGACAACGUGAAAUUGACAAAACAUCAGCGCCUAACAAAUUGUUGGAAUAAAGUUGUGAAAACUGUCUGCUUGGUUGUGGACUGGUUGGAGCAACCAUCGCAUCAAAAGCAUGCAACCGACCAAACCGAUAGCAUUGACUCAACAAUGCGAGACACCGCGUCAAGUACACCAGAUACUACCAAUAAAUCAGAGGACGAGAUGGUGUUAAGAGGCUUGUACCAUAUCAUAGUUCUUGGCUCCCAAACUUUGACCAUUAAGUUGCUAGGAGUCAUAUCGGAUAACUUAGAUAUUCCGGGAAAUCUGUAUAGCGAAACGCGAAUAUGCUGA
This is a messenger RNA of Xenia sp. Carnegie-2017, 363 nucleotides long. RefSeq lists its product as uncharacterized. The transcript has 2 exons. The record is from RefSeq and is a predicted model, not a curated record. Bases 1 to 363 code for a protein of 120 amino acids. Lineage: Eukaryota; Metazoa; Cnidaria; Anthozoa; Malacalcyonacea; Xeniidae.